Haplochromis burtoni (Burton's mouthbrooder) is the source of this 2240-nucleotide messenger RNA. RefSeq names its product peroxisomal biogenesis factor 3 (gene pex3). Lineage: Eukaryota; Metazoa; Chordata; Actinopteri; Cichliformes; Cichlidae. Gene Ontology annotation, biological process: protein import into peroxisome membrane. The record is from RefSeq and is a predicted model, not a curated record. Bases 145 to 1233 code for a protein of 362 amino acids. The transcript has 12 exons. Gene Ontology annotation, cellular component: peroxisomal membrane. Gene Ontology annotation, molecular function: protein-macromolecule adaptor activity.
UUACAAUAGUUACCAUGACCAAAGUACUUUGGCACUUUUGAGAGUUAGCAAGCUGCUACCCGAAACAUGUCCGUAAAAUAGUAAGAAAGAAUUUAGAAAUAGAGUUUUUGUUGUUUUAGUUGGUGGCCCUCUCUCUGUCCGAGGAUGUUUUCGUCUGCGUGGAAUUUUAUAAAACGCCAUAAAAAGAAAUUUAUUUUCACCGGAGCUCUAAUUGGAGGCGUAUACCUUCUAGGUAAAUAUGCCCAGAAGAAGUUCAGUGAGAUCCAAGAGAGGGAGGCUACAGAGUACAUUGCUCAGGCCAGAAGACAGUUCCACUUCGAGAGCAACCAGAGGACCUGCAACAUGACUGUGCUGUCCAUGCUCCCAGCGCUCAAAGAAGCCAUCGUCACGCAACUCAACUCAGAAAGUCUCACAACACUACUCAAGUCCAAACCGGCUAAUAAACUGGAGAUCUGGGAAGAUUUAAAGAUCAUCAGUUUUACACGCACAGUUGUGGCGGUGUACAGCACCUGUAUGCUGGUGGUUUUACUGAGAGUCCAGCUGAACAUCAUUGGAGGAUACCUGUACCUGGAUAACUCAGUGGGAAAGAGCACAACGACCCCUCUUGCCCCCCCAGAUGUCCAGCAGCAGUACUUGUCAAGUAUCCAGCACCUACUGGGAGACGGUUUGGCAGAGCUGAUAACAGUAGUGAAGAAGGCGGUACAGAGCUCACUGGGAAGCGUGUCUCUGAAGGAGACCUGGUCUCUGCUGGAGCUGGAGCAGCAGCUGAACUGGAUCAGAGCGGAGGUGGAGGCCAGCUCGAGGCGGUCUCUGUCCUGGUACCUGCUUGCAGAUGACGAGAACGUGCUGGCCGAUCAGGCGUGCGGGCUCACAGAGAAUGACAUUAUGACCAUAAAGCUGCUUAACGAGACUAGAGACAUGCUGGAUAGUCCAGACUUCACCACUGUCCUCAAAGUCUGUCUGAACCGAGGUUUCUCCCGUCUCUGUGACAACCUGGCAGAGUUCUUCCGCCCGCCUCCAAGUGACUCUGCCCCCAGCUGUGCACCUGAUAGUCUGUCUGCAGUCAGUCUGCCGCUGGCAAAGAUCAUCCCCAUCAUCAACGGUCAGAUCAACACCAUCUGCAGUGAGACCCCCAGUCACUUUGUUCAGGAGCUGCUGAUGAACGACCAGGUGAAGGAGUUUGCAGCCAAUGUCUACGAGACCUUCAGCACGCCGCAGGAGCUGCAGAAGUAAUCGUCUGGAUGAGAUGAGGAGGAGAAGGAGAAGGAGAGGGAGGAUUCGAGAGGAAGAAGAGUGGAGAUUAUUAAAGUCCUGGAUUGUCAGCUCCUCCUGAGACACUUUUCCUCCUCAGCAUCUCGCAAACUUCUCACUCCGUGAUUUGUGGCCACGGCAGGACAGCAGGGGUGUUCAAGCUCAGCGCCGUGAUGAAUUACCAAACGGGAGGAGGAAGAUGAGACCUCCACUGAGUCUUUAGGCAGAGCAGAGCCUGCAGUCAACUUUAGGACCAUUGCUGCUUGGGAACUGGAGUCCCAUUUAACCCAGUAAGGUGGCUUUUGUUUGCUCUGCACCUCAGCUGUGUGUUUGAAGAUCAGAAGAGUUUACAGUGUGUUUCUCUUUUUCUGUUCAAACUUCUGUAGUGGCCUGUUUGUAAGAUGGGUCAGGUGUGGACACAUUUCUGUUAUUAAUCAGUAUUUUUAUUGUGGGGUUGCUGAAGCAGAUGGUGUUUUCAGAAUAUUUCAACUUAAACUUGGAUGAAGAAGCUAAUGAAAAUGUCAUGGAUAGUUAAAUCUGUAUGUUUGUUUUCAUUCUGGGGGUGUCACAUGGUGAUGGAAUGAGAGUAAAUGACCCAUUUUUAGAGCUCUACAAACAUUGGGAGGUUUGAAGGGUGCUGAUGGCGUAAGGUCUCUGGUCACAGGUUGAUCAGUCAGUGGACAGUGGUUUGUGUCACCUUUGGACCUUUUUUUCACAUGUUUUCACUCCUAUUUACUGGUUGAGUUUGGGCACUAAAAUUCAUUCGGCUGGUCUUAGGAAAAGACGUGGUGGUUUGGGUUGAAAUGGGGCGCUCCACAACGGGAUAUGUGUGAAGCAUGACAGGCUGGGAGUGACAGUCGUAUGUCACCAAUGCUGUAAUCCAGUGUAUAUAGCUACGGAAAGAGACAGUGUGCAUAGCUGAAACAUGCCAACGGUGUUGUCUUUCAUCCUGGAAACACCCAGUGUAGUUAACUGUUUUUUUUUUUUUU